Impatiens glandulifera is the source of this 3447-nucleotide messenger RNA. RefSeq names its product phosphatidylinositol/phosphatidylcholine transfer protein SFH2-like. NCBI's taxonomy places the organism in Eukaryota, Viridiplantae, Streptophyta, Magnoliopsida, Ericales, Balsaminaceae. The coding region runs from base 107 to 1087 and encodes 326 amino acids. The transcript has 11 exons. The record is from RefSeq and is a predicted model, not a curated record.
CCCAUUUUUCAGUUGAACCCACAACCGCACACUACAUGCCUUCUCUCUCUAACAUCUUCAAAUCUGCGUUCGAAUCUGUUCUGAGCGAUUGAGCUUGAGAGAGAGAAUGGAGACGAUCAAUGAAAACAUGAUUAAGCAGUUAUACAAGCUAAUGGAAGAAGAAGUCGACGAGCAACAGAAGAACACUUUCAAGAACAUGCAUCAAGGAUAUCCAUUGGAAACUAUAAAGCGUUUUCUUCAAGCAAGAGAUGGAAAUGUCACUAAAGCGUACAAAAUGCUGCUUGAUUGUUUAAACUGGAGAAUACAAAGUGAGGUUGAUAAUAUAUUGGCUAAACCCAUUGUUCCUACUGAAUUGUACAGAGCUGUACGUGAUUCUCAGCUUAUGGGAAUGUCAGGUUACUCUAAGCAGGGAUUUCCUGUAAUUGCUGUUGGUGUAGGGCUUAGCACAUACGACAAAGCAUCUGUGCAACAUUAUGUUCAAUCACACAUUCAAAUGAAUGAAUAUAGGGAUCGUGUUAUCUUGCCAUCCGGAAUGAAUAAAUUUGGACGAUAUAUUGGCUCCUGCAUUAAGAUUCUGGAUAUGACUGGUUUAAAGCUUUCAGCCCUAAACCAGAUUAAGUUGUUGACAGUUAUCUCUAGCAUUGAUGACCUGAAUUAUCCAGAGAAGACAGAGACAUACUAUAUUGUAAACGCACCAUACAUAUUUUCAGCAUGCUGGAAGGUUGUGAAGCCACUUCUGCAAGAAAGAACAAGAAAAAAAGUCCAGGUUCUGCAUGGCUUUGGAACAUCUGAUUUGUUGAAGAUAAUGGAUUACAAUUCUCUCCCGCAUUUUUGUAAAAAGGAAGGGUCUGGAUCUUCACGAUAUGGCGCUGAUAAUUGUUUCGCAUUUGAUCACGCCUUCCAUCAGCAGCUGUAUGAGUAUAUUAAGCGUCAAGCUGUGCUCACGAAUUCAAGCAUCAAGGAAGGGUCGGUUAAAGUGGAGUUCCCAGAACCUGACCCGGACGAUAAAAAGAUUGCCAAAGUGAUAGAGUCGGAGUUUCAGAGGAUUGGGCAUCAGACUCGAUUUUCUCAAGUGAACAUAUCUUGAAGAAGACAAAAAUGGCUAAGGAUUAAUGUUUGAUUGAAUAAAAGGAGGGAAGGUGUCUACUCUCAAGAGUCUAAUGGGAUUGAUUACAUGUCAAGUAUCCCAAAAUAACUUAUAAAUGGCAGUUGUGUAAGUUAAAAAUAUAUAAGGGCAGUUUGAUUGCCACCUUGCCGGUUUGGGUUGUGGAAGCCCCUACAGGGUUGGUCAGCAUCCCAGACAAUUGGUUUAUAAAAUGUGUUGUACUUACUACUCAGUUGGAUGAUUAUGAUUGAAGCACCUGCAUAGCAUCUCCCAAGGAUUUGAAGACAGACAUUUGAAUGAACCAAUGAAGAAGGUUGGUAAACUUUUACAUACAACUUUAUAAGACAAGGGGGGCAAAACAAGCAACACACCAGCUUUACAAGGCAAGUAGACAAAAAAGAAGAAGAGUCUCCAAUCCUAUGCACACAAAAGUCUCAAACUCAGCCUGUCAAUUUUACAAAAACAAAAGGGCAAAAGGAAAACCAGAGGAGCUUCGAUUGAUGAUCAGAUUGGGUUGUUCUCACCGGGCAGAAAAGAUGGAGAUCCACUUUCUACUUGCUUCUUCUUCCUAUAAAACACGCCAGUUAGAUUAGAAACAAGCACUUUAUUGGUAACUGAUGUUUUCGACUUCUCCAAAUUCUUCUUUUUCUUUCCUCCUCCUGCUGCCACCACAACCACAGCUUGCUGUGGCUGUGGUUGGGGAGACAAUUUGGGCGAAGACACAAUAGCUGUUUCAGCCAGAAUUCUAGACGCAGCCUCCGCUGCUUUCUUCUGCUCGCGUUCUCUCCACCUUCUAAGCUCUCCCUCCACCGCCUUCUUGGCCGCCUCGGCCAUUUCCACCUUCUUCAAGGCCUCAUUAGUCAACAUUUUCGUCUCUUCAAUCUCUUUCGCCAUCAUCUCCAACUUCUGAACUGCUUCGUUCUCGCUCGCCUUCACCGCCUCCACUUGAGCCAUCGCAGCCGCCACUCUCAUCUCCGUCAGCCUGUCCCAUUCCUCCGUUUUUGCUUUCCCGCUCAAAGAUUCGAAUUCCUCUUUCGAAAUCGUUAUCUGCGCCCCCGAUUCAGAUGUGGACGCGCGAAGCCGCACCUCGCUUGCUCCGACAAUGUCCUUAUCUCAUCCAGAGCUCUUCCCUCCGCUGCUUUCGCUUCCCUCGGUUUCUGCCAACGCAACCGAUAGUUCGCUUUCCGUUCUUCUAAUUUAACUCUCGUCGCUUCUGACUCCAAACGAAGCUCUUCCGCUUUCCUCUUCAUUUCUUCCGCCUCGCGCCUCAUAGUCACACUCUCCGACGUUAGCUGAUUGAGCGUGGAAAUCAUUUCUUCCGAAACACCUUUAACUUUGGAUUCUUCCGCAAGAGCUGCCUCGAGCUCCAAUUUAGCCGCAAUUAGUUUCUCCUGUAAACCGUCUGCAAUGUUUUCGGUUUCGCCUUCCUUCUGUUGGAUCUCGGAAUGUUCUUUCUUAACAUUCUCCAGUUCAAUCUUAAGUGAUUCCAUUAAAUUUCUCAACGAGGUUUCCUCUUCCACAACUUUAUAGAGAGACUCCUUCGCAUCGUCGAGCUCCGACGUUACCCUCUUUCACGGACGUAACAUCUGCAUCUUUAGCUUUCUCAAUUUCCUCUUGCAGAGAUCCAAUCUCGGUUAGAGUAAGAGCCAACCGUGAUUCUAAACCUUUAGCAAGUUCAGGAUCAUACUCGUUCUUCAAGGAAGUUAAUUUCUUGGCCGACUCUUCGAUAGAAGCUUUAUAAUUUUGCUUACGGACAUCCUUUUCCGCAAAGAUCUUCUCUUGCUCUUCGAGCGAAUGGGAAGUGGCGAGCUUAACCUGAACCAACGAUUCACGAAGAUGGGUGAUUUCGUUUGAAAUCUCACUAGCUUUUGCGACGUUCAAUUCUACCGCGAGCUCCGCCUCUGACACAGUCUUGGCGGCGGCAGUUUUCGUUUCGAGUAGGAAAUCGCGGUCUUGGCGGAUUCGGCGUAGCUCUUUUUGGCAUUGUCGAGUUCGGCGGUGGCAGUCAUGUAUUUCUCUCUCGCGUUAUCCAAAUCCUCUUGUUUGAAACCGUCGAAACCACCACAGUUGCUGUUGGCUUCUUCAACCUGCCUAGCUUGAUCCCUAGAAGCUUCUAUGGACUUUACAGAUGAUUCCUUUGAAAUGCUGAUAGCUUUAAGCUUCUGGGUCAAAUCUUCGACAGUUCUCUUAGCCUUUUCAAGCUCGACUAGAGCUUGCGAUUUGGUGGUUUCUGCAUUGUUUAGUUGGUCCUGCAGCUUAUUCAACUCUUUCUGAGCUAAGUGAAGUUGUGUUUCCUUAGCAAACACCCUCUGUUGUUUGUAUGAAAAAUGCAUUAUUAAGAU